Molecule: messenger RNA, 2251 nt
Organism: Mercurialis annua (annual mercury)
Lineage: Eukaryota; Viridiplantae; Streptophyta; Magnoliopsida; Malpighiales; Euphorbiaceae
Product: coronatine-insensitive protein 1
Exons: 3
Coding region: 136-1953 (605 amino acids)
Biological process (GO): SCF-dependent proteasomal ubiquitin-dependent protein catabolic process
Cellular component (GO): SCF ubiquitin ligase complex
Molecular function (GO): protein binding
Source: RefSeq, a predicted model, not a curated record
AAUGAUUAGUCUUCUUCCUCAUAGCCGUCUCCUCCACAUACGAUGCAACUCAAAAUCUCUCCAUCCGAAACGUUUCCUUCUCCACUCCUUUUUUAGAAACGUUUCGUUUCUUUUUCCGUUUCUUGAUUCACAAAAAUGGAAGAAAUGAAUAAAACACACAAAACGAUGCACACAAUCAGCAGCAGCAGCAGUGGAACAUACAGCAACGGACUCUCCGACGUCGUAUUAGACUACGUGAUGCCGUACAUACACGACCCCAAAGAUCGCGACGCCGUUUCUUUAGUCUGUCGCCGGUGGUACGAACUAGACGCGGUGACACGUAAGCAUAUAACGAUCGCUUUAUGUUACACGACGAGUCCAGAUCGGUUACGGCGCCGUUUUAAUCACCUGGAAUCUUUGACGUUAAAAGGGAAGCCGAGAGCGGCGAUGUUCAAUUUAAUACCGGAAGAUUGGGGCGGUUUGUUUACGCCGUGGAUUAAUGAGAUUGCUAACUCGUCGUUUAAUUGCUUGAAAUCGCUUCAUCUUAGACGGAUGAUUGUUAAAGAUUCGGAUCUGAGUGUGUUGGCGAAUUCUAGGGGCAGGUUUUUACAGGUGUUGAAGCUUGAUAAGUGCUCUGGGUUUUCUACUGAUGGGCUUUUACACGUGGCGCGAUCUUGCAGGCAAUUAAGAACGUUCUUUUUGGAAGAGAGUUCGAUUGAGGAGAAAGACGGUGACUGGUUACAUGAGAUUGCCAUGAAUAAUACAGUUCUUGAGGUUCUAAAUUUUUACAUGACAGAUCUCAACCAAAUCAGAUUCCAAGACCUUGAGCUUAUAGCAAAAAACUGUCGCAAUUUAGUCUCUAUCAAAAUUAGCGAUUGUGAAAUAUUAGAUCUUGUCGGAUUCUUUCAUGCUGCUGCUGGUUUGGAAGAGUUUUGUGGGGGUUCCUUUAAUGAUAUGCCAGAAAAGUAUUCUGUUGUGAAAUUUCCACAAAAGCUAUGCCGUCUAGGUCUAACCUAUAUGGGAAAAAAAGAAAUGCCAAUCGUGUUCCCUUUUGCAUCCUUGCUUAAAAAGUUGGAUCUUCUAUACGCAUUGCUCGAUACAGAGGAUCAUUGUUUACUAAUUCAAAAGUGCUGCAACUUAGAAGUUCUUGAGACAAGAAAUGUUAUUGGAGAUAGAGGGUUGGAAGUACUUGCUUCAAGUUGCAAGCGACUAAAGAGGCUUAGAAUUGAGCGUGGUGCUGAUGAACAGGAGAUGGAGGACGAAGAAGGUAUGGUUUCACAGAGAGGAUUAAUCGCAAUAGCUCAGGGCUGUCUAGAACUGGAAUACAUGGCUGUUUAUGUUUCUGAUAUCACAAAUGCCGCUCUAGAACAAAUCGGCACUCACUUAAAGAACCUGAAUAAUUUUCGCCUGGUUUUGCUCGACAGAGAAGAGAGAAUAACAGAUUUGCCUCUUGACAAUGGAGUUCGGUCUCUAUUGAUGCAGUGUGAGAAGCUUCGUAGGUUUGCUCUGUAUCUCCGGCCUGGGGGUUUAACGGAUGUGGGUCUUGGAUACGUUGGGAAGUACAGUAUAAAUGUGAGAUGGAUGCUUUUAGGUUACGUUGGCGAAUCCGACAAUGGGCUUUUGGCAUUUUCGAGAGGAUGCCCUAGUCUUCAGAAGCUAGAAAUGAGGGGUUGUUGCUUCACCGAGGGGGCAAUUGCUAGAGCUGUGAUGCAAUUGAGUUCUUUAAGGUAUGUGUGGGUUCAAGGCUACAGAGCAUCAUCAGUUCCAGGUCGGGAUCUCUUAGCAAUGGCUCGCCCGUUUUGGAACAUCGAGUUGAUUCCGCCGAGAAGAGUUGCGGUGGUUAAUCAAGUCGGUGAGGAUGUUUUGGCUGAGCAGCCAGCUCAUAUACUUGCUUAUUACUCCCUUGCUGGACCAAGAACAGAUUUUCCUGACACUGUUGUUCCGUUGGAUCCGAAAAGGCUACUCGCCCAAUAGAGCUGUACAUGAUGUCGCUGUCCGUUUGUUUUCCGUUGAGACUUGUUUGUAAAUUUACCCGUCUCCUUUGUUUUUUCCACUUCGGUAUGAGAGUUUCAGUUUCGAUUCUAAUUUUGUAUUUGUAUUGUUUAGCACUGGACAUUGGUCCUGUAAUAAGCUUUGCAUUUUUACUGUGAUUUGAAAUCAGUUGUACUGUUGGUGAGCCAGUUUCUUGUUCUCUAGGAUUUCAUUUAAAGAGUUCAAUUAAACUUUGUACUUCAUUUGCCAAUUCAAUGUUUCUGGGGAAUUUUCAAGAGUA